Messenger RNA from Dipodomys ordii (Ord's kangaroo rat), 6140 nucleotides. It is a transcript of the gene Znf831, whose product is annotated as zinc finger protein 831. The record is from RefSeq and is a predicted model, not a curated record. The transcript has 6 exons. The coding region runs from base 117 to 4931 and encodes 1604 amino acids. NCBI's taxonomy places the organism in Eukaryota, Metazoa, Chordata, Mammalia, Rodentia, Heteromyidae.
GAUCUGUGGAGUUACCUCAGGAUCGUGCCAGAGUACCAGGGUUUGAAGCAGAGGGAGGAAAACACCCACUCUUCAUAAAGGCCGCCUGACAUCCUGGGCUGCCCAGGCAAUGUGGAAUGGAGACCCCAGAACCCAGCUGCCCGGGCCCCUCUGCCAAGGACAAGCCGAUCCCGGUGGUUGGCCUCCCAGGAGCCUCAAGUGGCCAGGCCUCCCCGCGCCUGACCCUGGGCCCGGUCAUCCUGCCACAAGAGCAAGGCCUGCACUCUGCCGUGUUCCUGAAGGCCCUGCCCAUCCCUUUAUACCACACGGUGCCUCCUGGGGGUCUCCAGCCGCGCGCGCCCCUGGUGACGGGCAGUGUGGAUGCGGGCGGUGUGCCCUUCAUCCUCAGCCCCUUGCUGCAGCCCGAGGGGCCUGGCCCUUCCCAGGGGGGCAAGCUGGGUGCCCCAACACUGACGGUGAACAUCGUGGGGGCCCUGCCAGUCCUGUCUCCGGGCCUGGGGCCCACGCUGGGGAGCCCAGGCAAGGCGAAGAACGCUGGCAAGUACCUGUGUCCCCACUGCAGCCGGGACUGCCUGAAGCCCAGCGUCCUGGAGAAGCACAUCCGCUCACACACGGGCGAGAGGCCCUUCCCCUGCGCCACCUGCGGCAUCGCCUUCAAGACCCAGAGCAACCUGUACAAGCACCGGCGCACACAGACGCACCUCAACAACUCCCGGCUGUCCCUGGAGUCAGAGGCGGGCAGGAGCAGCCUGGGGGAGGAGGAGAGCCGGGUUCGAGAGCCCCCCAUAGCAGAGAGCGGAAGUCAGGGGGCAGAAAGAGCCCUCUCCCCAGGCCUCCAUCUGUCUCCUGCUGCCCAGAGCCUAGAAAUGAAGACGGAAGCUGCCCCCUGCCCGGGGGCGACCCCUGCCCACCGAGAGGCCCCCGCCGACCACACCCAGAUGGCCUCGCCAGGGCUUCCCCUGGCCAGCCCGCAGCCUCGCCGGAAGAUUCUGGAACCCAAGCCCUGCUCCCUGCCCCGGCAGCAGGAGACGACCUCGGAAAAGCCCUGGGACACCAAGGCUUCCGAGGGCCGGCUGAGGAAGUGUGAGAGCACAGACUCGGGGUACCUGUCCCGCUCGGACAGCGCCGAGCAGCCGCCCGUCACCUCCAGCCCCCUCCACAGCCUGUCGGAGCACAGUGUGGAGUCGGAGGGGGAAGGAGGCCCCGGGCCCGGGCUGGGGGCUGUGGAGGCCGAGGCGGGGGCUCCGGGGCCCAGCCUGGAGCUGGAGAGGAAGCAGCUCGAGGAACGCAUCGCCCGGCUCAUCUCGCACAACCAGGCCGUGGUGGACGACCCUCAGCUGGACCACGUGCGGCCCCGCAAGACGGUGCUGUCCAAGCAGGGCAGCAUCGACCUGCCCAUGCCCUACACCUACAAGGACUCCUUCCACUUCGACAUCCGGGCCCUGGAGCCGGGCCGCAGGAGGGCCGUGCACAGCCCUGCCCCUUCUACUUUCCCCCCACUGGACAAGUCCCGGCCCCUCUUCUUCCACUCUGUCCCCACCCAGCUCUCCACCGCUGUGGAGUGCGUCCCUGUCACCAGGAGCAACUCGCUGCCCUUUGUGGAAGGCUCCAGGACGUGGCCGGAGCCGCGGGACCUGGGGGACAUCUUCCCUAGGAUGCAGAAGCCCCCGAGCCCCAGGCUUCCUCCGGCCCGCCUGGGCUGCCGCUCCAGGAUGACCUUGGCUGAUGUCCCCAGCGGCCACCCCCGGGCUCUGGUGCGGCAGGCUGCCGUGGAGGAGAUGCUGUGUGUGUCCGGCGGGGACACCUCCGCCCCGGCCGAGGACCUGGACAGGUCCGUCUGCAAAGGCCACGUGGCCAGCAGGAAGGGCCGCCCCAGGAAGGGGCAGAUGUUCUCCCAGGAGAAGUGGCAGGUGUACGGGCACGAGACAUUUGAGAGAAUCUACCAGAAGACGAAGAGCAGCCACCAGGGGGGCCAGAAGUCCAGGGAGGUGAGAGGGGAGCCGGGGACCGAACCCCAUCUCGCCCCCCAGGAAGAGGCAGCCGGGGCGGACAGCGCAGCCCCGGCCCAGGUCCCCAGCACCUCUGUCCACACAGCCGCAUCUGCAGAGGCCCGGUGGGGGGCUGGGGGCAAUCUGCCCACCCCGGAGAACUCCUCGGAGGCUCAGCCCGCUCCACAGGGGAAGGCGGCGGCGGGGGCCAGAGGCAGCAACCCGCCCCGGCAGGCCACAACGGCGUCCCCCUCACCCCUUGGCAGUGGGGUCCCCCCCUCUCUGGGCACCAGGAGCGCUCUGCUUCCUCCGGAUGGGAGGCCAGAGCCCCUGCCAGGGGAGGGCCCACGGACUUCUGGGCCAGCUGUGCCCGACGCCACCAACGCCAGGCAGGAAGCCGACGGGGAGGCCGUGAAGAUCAGUCCCUGGGCCCAGGCUGCACCAAGGCGGCUCAGUGGCAGCGCCGGGGAGCCCCCGUCUGCAGAAGACAAGCUCCCAUCGGAAAGGAAGAAGCUGAGGGUGGACGGGACAGGCCUGCAGGAGCAGUUAGGGCCCCCGGGAGUGGACACCCCCGGCGGCCCUGUGCGGGUGGCCUCCCUGCCGUCCCAGAUGCAGGGCAGUGACCCACAGGGGGGUUCAGAGAGGUCUCGGGAGGGUACCAAGUGCCCCGCGGACCCCCUGGCCCACCCGGGACAGACAGGGUCCCGGGGGGAGGAGCCCACACCACGUCCGGCCCCCAGGGUCUCAGGACCCCACCUCCAGCUGGCUCCCCACCCCGGGACUCCAGAGGCCCCAGUGGCCCUGACCCACAGCACCUUCCCCCCCAAGUACCUCCUCAGGUUACCUCAGGGAGAGACCCACCCCCCGCCGCCCAUCCCCCCGCUGCCAGGGCAGCACCCAGACUCCCCUUGCUCAAGUGGGCAGCUCAAAGGACAGGCAUCUGCUGUUGGGUCAGUACCAGGGUCAGCCCAGCCUCCUGACCCAGCCUUAGGCCCAACCCCAGGGGAAGCAGAGGGGCUUCUAGAGGACCCCAGCAGGCCCAGGCCAAGGGACAGAGGAGAAGAGGCACAGGCAGGAAGUGAAAAGGGAGACAGGGUCAGAGCCAAGGUCCCCGACACCAGGGAUUCUCCCAGCCUUGCCCCAGGGCUCCCCUGGGAACCGGCCCCCUUCCCCCCCACACCCACAGGCCACGGUCCCCUGGCCAGGGACUCCGCCAUUCACCUCAGCCAAGACAGUACGUCAGCAGAGGCCCAGGGCCCUGGGGGUCUUCUGAAUUCCUGGGUACCGCCCCAGGAGCCCGUGCAGCCUCACAAGAAUGCCCCAGAAGACUCUGUUCCGGAGCCCCUGGCCGAACUCCGUCCCUGCUGCCCCUCCCAGUCCAGCUCCUCCCGCACAGCCCUCACAAGGCCACAGGGCUGGGCCCCGAGCCUGCCAGAACCAUGCCUGCCGGGCGGCAGGGCCCAGAGCCCCUUCCCCUCCCUGCGGGCCGAGCCACGGCUCACGUGGUGUUGCCUGAGCCGCAGCCUGCCUCUGCCUGCCGAGCAGAAGGAGAGAGCGGAAUCGGUGUACUCCUCUUGGUACUGCCCUGGAAGCCACCUGCAGGCCGAGGGUCCCCUGGCCCUGCCCACCGGCACUAGAGGAUGGAUCAGGACGAGCCCUGGAGCGGGAAAGCCAGCACCACAGACGCCAGAGCUCUGCUACCCAGCGGUCCAGGGGAUGAGGUGCCGGGGCCUGGUGUCAGACCCAGAGCGGAAGAAGGGACCAUGGCGCAGGAGGGUGAAGGCAUCUCGUGGGAGCAGCAAACAGAAGAAACCGAGGCUCCAUCCCAAAAGGUGCGAAGGAAGUUUCUGGCAGAGCCACACUCAGCUGAGAGCCAGCAGACUUCACAAGCUGCCCUGGGGACCCCGCGGCCGCUGCCUUCCUCCCCUGCUCAAGGGACAAGAGCCACGCGGGCCUCUCAGGCGAGCUUCAUCGGAAAUGGCAGGUGUCAGUCUGCGAGGAGACCCAUCUGAUGCACAACUGUCCCUUGGUCAUGGGAAUGAAGAGAGGAAGGAAGAGGACUGUGGAUUGUGCCCAGAAACCUUCACUCCUAGUGAAAGCUCAAGGCCCUCCCGGGAAAUGGACAGAGUAAGGGGACAGGAUACUUCUCUAUCUACUGGUGAGCAUGGUGACUGUUCUCAUUUGGAUGUAGCUGAUGCUUCAGGAUUAUCUGUGCAACCGCCCACUGGCUCAACGCUGGGGAAGGCUGAGGCUUUGCUCCAGGAUAAAGGUCUUGACUUUGUGCUGCUGCCAUCCCAGGACCACGACGCCAUAGAUCCCAGACCAUGCAUUUCCUCAGAUGCUCAAGCGUCUUCUUCCAGUGAGUGCAAAGGCACUGCUCCCUACCAAGCUAUUGCUACCUCUGUGGCCGCUGCUUGUAUUCCUCUGGGAGUUCAGGGUACAGAUGUGCAAGCCCACCACCAAGCUGUAGAAGAGGCUCAGCCACAGAGCUCCCCGGAUGGACGAGUGGCGGCAGAGGCCACAGCACUGACAUCCUUGACAGAAACGCCUUUAUCUGGACAAAAGGCUGUGGGGUUAGCUCUGCUGGGCUCACCUAGAAAGACACAUCUUGAAAUACCAGCUUCAGGACCAAGUUCAGCUAGUUCACCACAAGAGGAAGGGAGACACCAGACAGCUUUUCCUUCCAGUGCUCAGUACAGGGGUGGGGACACGGCCAUCCCCUGCCCUGCUCUCGGUCUGGGCAGUGGGAAAUGUCAACCACCAGGAUUAAUCUCGCUGAGGGGUAGUGAGGCUUCUCCUAGCCUGGGGCAGCCCUCAGAAUUUCCCGAAGCACCUUCUCGAUCCGUCAGGAAGAGGAGUUUGGAAGGAAUGAGGAAGCAGACUCGGGUAGAGCUCAGUGACACCAGCAGUGAUGAUGAAGGCCGACUUGUCAUAGAGAUAUGACACUUCCAAAGAAAGAUGGCAUCUAAGCCCAGGACUAGAUAGCAUUUACUAGUAAACGCGAUCCAUUUGACCAGAAGUACCAGACUUUAUUAAAAACAAAAACAAACAAACAAACAAACCCUAUAGCCAGGAAAGCCAUUUGGGGUUCCUCUCAAGCCAACUCCAACUAAGACCAGACCCCAGUUGAGCCACGCCAUUGUUCUGGGGCAGGUAGGUACAGCCUAGAGUGGCUCAUGUGCACAGGGUCUAGGCCUUGACUCGUAGCUUCGGCCUCAGAGCCAGCCUGCAAGUCUGCUCACUUUUUCCUCACUCCCUUAGAAUGGCCACCAUCCUCUGUGGGCCUUCUGGUCUUUGAGGUCUGGUGGUCAGAGGGUUUCACAGAGUCCGGACAGCCAAGUUCUCCAUUAGGAAGUUGAGAGUCUGCUAUGAGGCAGCAAGCAUCCCUGGGUAAUGCGGAGAGCUUGCAAAAGAAGAUAGGGCUGUGAAUUACCAUCCAGAUACUUGUAGAUUCAUUCCAAUACUGGUUUGGAAGUUGUACAUAUACUUCAACAUGCCUAUGGUCUGGCGAGGUACAGAUACUUUUCCAUGUUGCACAAAUGGUCGAUGCUCAUUUAUGGUCAAGCAACAGAAGCUCACCCUGCUCUUGUCCCUGGUGCCUUUACUGUAAGACCCCAAGACUGUUGAUUUUUCUAGCUCUCUCAAAGGAACUCUGUGUUAAAAAGUCAACAGAACUGUCUCUCUGUAAUGAGUCAUUUUUCUGAGGGGGAAAAAUUCACUUAUUUUCCUCAGAUUCUCUUUGUCAUAUUGUGCUCUGAGCAAUUUCAAUUAGAGGGUUACAUUUUAGUAAUCUGUGCAGCUUCAAUUGAUGCCUGCGCCUUGUGACGGGAGCCUUUUAGAUUUCCUCCAGAAGCCUCAAGGAUACAAAACUAAUUGGAGUUUUGACGCUGUUUUACAUCUCAGUAAUUUUAUUUUGGGGGCUUGGUGUUACUUUGCUGUCAAAUUAAAUCAGCCUCUGUAUUGUGUAAGUCAGAAUAGCACAGAUAAAAUUCCCCAGUAUUCCAAGCCAGUGCGCCCUGUGCCGAGAAAGAAAAGAUCGACGUCAGCCAUCCCACGGACUAGAGCCUUCUCCCUCUCCUCAGAUGCGAGAGGAAAAACUUAAAGAGGUUUACACUGCUGCAUUUCAAUAAAAUUUUAUACUUGCUUUUGGUA